AUGCAAUUGGGUUACACAUUACUGUCAAGAAACUGGCCUGUCACAGAAGCUUGGUGACAGUACUGUCAAGAAACAAACCUAUCACAGGGUUAACCAUAUUUCCGUGUAGAGGAAUUGCAAGAAAAACUUCGAUCACCUAGAACUUACAUCAUGGAGCAACUGGAAGAGAAGCCUUCCUUACCUAGAACUUCCAGCACGAAGGAACUGCAUGAGAAACCUUGCUCACCAAGAAUUAAUAGCGAGGAGGAAUUGCAAGAAAACCCUUGCUCACCUAGCGCUUCCAGCACGAAGGAACUGCAAGAGAAACCUCGCUCACAUCGAACUGGCACAGACGGGUCACGUGCAGCACUGGACCGCCUACGUGCAUACCGGUCCAAGGAACGCAGACGCCUAGCUAUGGAGCUGGAUGAGCUGUGUUCACAAGCGAACACUGCCCAUGCAGGACUCAGACUGUAUCUGUUGAUCACUACACCUAAGGCACCAGUACUCACCCCUCCAGCAACCGUAGUCAUCCCGCUACUAACAAACAGAACUGAUUGGCUACUCGCUCGCUGGUAGUGACCUGUGUUCCUCAAUCUGCUCUACUAUAUGUGUUAC
This is a messenger RNA of Cherax quadricarinatus, 597 nucleotides long. The record is from RefSeq and is a predicted model, not a curated record. NCBI's taxonomy places the organism in Eukaryota, Metazoa, Arthropoda, Malacostraca, Decapoda, Parastacidae.